Molecule: messenger RNA, 540 nt
Organism: Truncatella angustata
Lineage: Eukaryota; Fungi; Ascomycota; Sordariomycetes; Amphisphaeriales; Sporocadaceae
Exons: 4
Coding region: 1-540 (179 amino acids)
Source: RefSeq, a predicted model, not a curated record
AUGACAGAACCUCUCGCCAAGGUCGACUCCGCCAUUGAGGGUCUUGACCAUCACGAAACCAAGCCAAAGGUUAGGAAGAGCUCUAGUGCACCUGGUGUCAUGAACCUUGACGAGCUUCGGGAUAACGGAACACCGAUCCAAGUAGCAAUUGAGACGCAAAGGACGGGAUGGAGGAUCAACUCGUCUUCGACAACAGUAGAGGACAAGGAAGUCCUCAAGAAGAUGCUGACCACUCCUCCCGUCAAGAGGAUCGACAUCGAGUUCCCUCUUGGCAUGACUGUGACAGCACGAAACAACAAGGGCGUGACAAUCAAGGAUGCAUUAGACGCCAUGCACAAGCCCAACAAGAAGAGAGCGGAUGACGAACUUGACAAGCCCUACCUAGAAGGUUUUGAGUGGAAUGGUAAACGUGACGGCAACACAGAAGAGGAGACCAAGCAUGAGUGGACAAGGUUGCACGUACGCCUGCAAUCCACACCCGGCAUCGCAUCCAGCGGCGGUAAGAAGAAGAACAAGAAGAACAAGGACGGAGAAGCAUAA